CCCUUUGAAGGUGCAUCACAAUGGGAUUACAGGCAUCACUGGACUAGCAUAUGACUGGUAAGAAACCAGCAGCUGCUCAGUCUAUAAUCUACAAUUUGAAAUAAUUUUCAGUUACAUAAAGUGGACAAACACAUUCCACCAUUGUUCUGCUUCCUCGGCAGAUCUUACAUCUUCGGUAACAUUUUAUUGGCUCUGUUCACUAACACACAGAGCUCUACGGUACAGAAGCAGUCCUGGUAUUUAAACAUAUAACCUUCUGGUGCCAAAUACAAUUAAGGGAAAAGAGCAAAACCGGAAACAGGGUAGAUGAACUCACAAAAAGGGACAGAGGUUUGGAACACCGAAGGGGACAGGCACUGUAGACAAGUGCUGUGUAUAUGACCAGCAGGAGGCGAUACAGACUUGACAGCACCUAAUUAUAAUACUGUAGUGUUAGAGAAUCACUGAUAGUCUACAUUAUCAUGGUAUAAGAUGAUGGACACGGACAAAAAUUAUGGAAACAUUCUUCAACCUUGACGAUGGAUAAAUGCUUGUUGACAAAAGCAAAGGAAAAAAACGCAAUAAAAAUAUUUGUGGGGUUUAUUUUGGGACGAGGCUAUAUUUAGGGCGGGAUUCAGAGAAUAGGGCUGAAGCUCAAUUCAAGGAGGCUGAUUUUAACAGACCUCCUGCAAACACAUGCAGGCUUACCCACCCGUAAGUCAGGCCUUAAAAUACACCUUCUUAUCCCUGUCACUGUACAUGCGGGGGGAGGGGGGUGCUGGAGAUGUGGGCAGGAGAAUGGGUAUAAAAAGGUAGGACUGAGAGGAGGUGAAGAGAAACAACAGAUAGCAGAGAGAAGAGGAAGUAAAGAGGAUCCACAGACCAAAGAGGCUGAUCACUACACCUGCUCUCAGAAAGAAGACAGAGGGAGGGAGGAAGAGGAGACCAAACGCCCCGAGGAAGAAGUAAACCCCAGAGAUGAGCAGAGAGGCCCCCGCGGGAAGCACCCUAUCUGUCCCCACUGCCGUGGCAGGACCUAGCAGUCCCAAGAAGGGACCCCCCAAGUUCAAGCAGAGGACCACUCGCACCUUUAAGAGCAAGGCCCCGAAGCCUGGACAGAAAGGGUUUGGAGAUGACAUCCCAGGAAUGGAGGGUCUCGGCACAGAUAUCACUGUCAUCUGUCCCUGGGAAGCCUUCGGUGACAUGGAGCUCAGUGACCUGGCCAAAUUCGGCAUCAUCUGAACCUCCUUCUUCUACCCU
This is a messenger RNA of Paramormyrops kingsleyae, 1239 nucleotides long. RefSeq names its product retinal cone rhodopsin-sensitive cGMP 3',5'-cyclic phosphodiesterase subunit gamma. Gene Ontology annotation, cellular component: photoreceptor outer segment membrane. NCBI's taxonomy places the organism in Eukaryota, Metazoa, Chordata, Actinopteri, Osteoglossiformes, Mormyridae. Gene Ontology annotation, molecular function: cGMP binding; 3',5'-cyclic-nucleotide phosphodiesterase activity. The record is from RefSeq and is a predicted model, not a curated record. Gene Ontology annotation, biological process: visual perception; positive regulation of G protein-coupled receptor signaling pathway; positive regulation of epidermal growth factor receptor signaling pathway.